GGAAGCCGCUAUGUCUGUGCAAAACCCGCUUCAGGUGGUGAACAUCCCCUGGAGGAACAACAACUUGAGCCUGAUGAGCCGCGACCCGCUGCUGUCCGAUCAGGGAGAGACGAUCAUCGGCGUCUACCUGCUCAUUCUGGGUUGGUUGUCGUGGUUUGGCAACAGCAUCGUGAUCUUCGUUCUGUUCAAGCAGAGAUCGUCUCUCCAGCCCACCGACUAUCUGACACUCAACCUCGCCGUUUCUGACGCCAGCAUCUCCGUGUUCGGAUAUUCCCGAGGAAUCCUUGAGAUCUUCAACGUCUUCAGGGAUAACGGCUACCUCAUCACCUCUGUGUGGACGUGCCAGUGUGGACGGUGUGAAAGGGUUAAUUGCGUGUUCUGGUCAGAUCAUGGAUACGGCACCUGUGAGAUCGACUGGGUCAAAGCCAACUACUCCAGCAUCCACAAGUCCUUCAUCAUCUCCAUCCUCAUCUUCUGCUUCUUCAUCCCCGUGCUGAUCAUGCUGUUCUCGUACGUCUCCAUCAUCAACACGGUGAAGCGAGGAAACCUGAGAGAGUCAGCUGAGAGAGAUGUGACCGACAGACAGCGCAAGAUCGAGAGAGACGUCACCGUCGUGUCUGUAGUGAUCUGCACGGCGUUCAUCCUGGCCUGGUCUCCGUACACGGUCGUGUCCAUGUGGUCAGCGUGGGGUUUCCACGUGCCGAGUCUCACCAGCAUCUUCACGCGGCUCUUCGGAGAGGCCAAAGACGCCGUCAAGCUCAAGCGCUUCAAGAAGAUCAAGGCCAAGGCGGACAGAGCCGAGGAGAACCGCCAAUUACACAAGAACCAGAAAAACCCCCCUCCGGUGUUCUUCAUCGACACGCCUGAGUCCCAGUGCAUCAGACUGUAG
Sinocyclocheilus rhinocerous is the source of this 889-nucleotide messenger RNA. RefSeq names its product opsin 6, group member a (gene opn6a). The coding region runs from base 11 to 889 and encodes 292 amino acids. The transcript has 5 exons. Gene Ontology annotation, molecular function: G protein-coupled receptor activity. NCBI's taxonomy places the organism in Eukaryota, Metazoa, Chordata, Actinopteri, Cypriniformes, Cyprinidae. Gene Ontology annotation, biological process: G protein-coupled receptor signaling pathway. The record is from RefSeq and is a predicted model, not a curated record. Gene Ontology annotation, cellular component: membrane.